Messenger RNA from Empidonax traillii (willow flycatcher), 796 nucleotides. Its product is annotated as MDS1 and EVI1 complex locus protein-like. Gene Ontology annotation, biological process: regulation of transcription by RNA polymerase II. The transcript has 4 exons. NCBI's taxonomy places the organism in Eukaryota, Metazoa, Chordata, Aves, Passeriformes, Tyrannidae. Gene Ontology annotation, cellular component: nucleus. The record is from RefSeq and is a predicted model, not a curated record. Bases 164 to 796 code for a protein of 210 amino acids. Gene Ontology annotation, molecular function: RNA polymerase II transcription regulatory region sequence-specific DNA binding; DNA-binding transcription factor activity, RNA polymerase II-specific.
GCGAGCCGGGAUUGAGAGAAAGGGAGAGUGUGUGUGCGGGAGAGGGAGAGGAGAGAGGGAGAGGGGGAGCGAAAAACGAGGAAAAGCUCCGGGAGGACAAAAAAAAAAAAGAGCCCCCUCCCCACCCCAACCCCACGCCAGCAUCGGCCGCGGGACUGGCAGCAUGCGAUCCAAGGGCAGGGCGAGGAAGCUGGCCGCAAGUGAUGAAUGUUUGUACGAGAGCUUUCCCGAACUUCCCUUGGAGGAAGCGCCAGAAGCUGAUGGAGAGGCUGCAAAUGUUCAGUGUCCAACAUCCAUCAGCAUCCAAGAGCCGUCUUCUCCGGCAACCUCCAGCGAAACUUUCACGCCAAAGGAGAGCUCUCCUUACAAGGCUCCAAUAUACAUUCCCGAUGACAUUCCCAUUCCUUCAGAGUUCGAGCUCCGAGAAUCCAACGUUCCUGGAGCGGGAUUAGGGAUAUGGACCAAAAGGAAGAUUGAAGCGGGGGAAAAAUUUGGCCCUUUUGUAGGAGAGCAGCGGCCACACCUCAAAGAUCCCAGUUACGGUUGGGAGAUCUUGGAUGAGUUUUGCAAUGUGAAGUUCUGCAUAGAUGCCAGUCAACCAGAUGUAGGAAACUGGCUCAAAUAUAUCAAGUUUGCUGGAUGCUACAAUCAGCACAACCUUGUUGCAUGUCAAAUAGGUGAUCAGGAAUACAAAGCACCUCAGCAGCCCCAGGCGCCCGGGGAGCAUCCCCGCUGCGGGGACGCUGCUCGCUCCCCAGGCACAGACACUCGAUCAGCAGUAAUUGUUCACCUCUAA